Lactuca virosa is the source of this 357-nucleotide messenger RNA. The record is from the annotation of a GenBank genome assembly. Lineage: Eukaryota; Viridiplantae; Streptophyta; Magnoliopsida; Asterales; Asteraceae.
AUGGAGACCUUUCAAACCACUUUCAACGCCAGCACCACGUCAGCCAAUGAAGCGUUGAAGAGUCUAGGCUCUCUCUUCAAAACUGAGAAGACAAAACUGCAAGAGAUUCGCACUGGUCUGAAAACUGACCAUGAAACAUUUCAAGCCACUAUCUCCUCUCAGAUUUCACAGCUUAAAGACGAACUGAUAAAGGAGAGUAACAUCAAGGACUCUCUCGCACUCAAUUAUGAAGAAGCAAAGGUGUUACGUGCCAAACUGGAAGCUUCAGAGAAACAGGUCAAUGAUCUGUUAUCUGAGAGGGUCGUCAUGCGAAGCUGUAUAACUGAUGUUACCCGGCAUGCUCUCGGAUAUCAUUGA